AUGUUUCUCACCAGUUUAGUCUAUGCCAUUGGCACUAUUUCGGCUGUCCAUGCCCUUCCUAAGACCGUCCGGUCACCCUACUCCGUGAAGGAGAGGCACAAUGUGCCGCGAGAAUGGACCAAGAUUAGCCAUACCGACAAGUCGCAGACCAUCCACCUGGCCAUCGGCUUGAAGCAGCAAAAUGAGGGCGUGGUAGAGGAGCACCUUCUCCAGGUGUCAGAUCCGAGCCACCACCGCUAUGGCAAGCACUUGACUGCUGCCGAGAUUCAAGACAUCGUCCGGCCUUCACAAGAAUCGCAAGAUCUUGUCAAGAGCUGGCUCGAGGAACAUGGCAUUUCUGGCUUCCACAACCCAGCAAACGACUUCAUCCAUGUUGUGAUUCCAGUCGAAAAGGCAGAGGCUUUGCUUGACACCACAUACUCCAAGUUUCAGCAUAAGGAUGGUACUGUGCUCGACCGCGCUCCAGAAUGGAGCCUUCCACUCCACCUUCACGACCACAUCGACGUUGUGCAGCCUACGACCUCAUUCUUCCGCACGAAGCGAUCUGCAACCAAAGGCCCAGGACGUUACGGAGCACCUCCAGGCUAUGGUCAUGGUGGUAAUGGUGGGAACAUUGGAUCUGGAAACGGUGCUGGGCCAAUCUCACAAAUUUGCAAUAUUUCCUUCACCACACCAGACUGCAUCAGAACUCUCUACGGCACCUACGACUAUAAGCCUCAAGUUCCAGGGAAGAACAAGAUCGGCCACACGAACUAUCUGAACGAGAGCAGCUACCGACCCGACAUCCGCAAAGCACUCCAGGCCUACAGACCUGAGGCUGUAGAGGCUGCGGACACCUUUACGGUCAUUAACAUUGCCGGCGCACGCGAGCAAACGGGCCCGUACACUGCCGAAGAGCUCGCCGAUGGUGCAAAUAUCGAAGCAGUUCUGGACAGCGAGAACAUCCUUACCGUUGCAUGGCCAACACCGUUGAUUGUCUUCUCGACCGGUGGAAGCCCGCCAUUCAUCCCAGAUAUCCAGACUCCCACUAAUACCAACGAGCCAUACCUAGUCUGGCUGGACUACGUCCUCAACCAGCAGGACCUCCCACAGGUCAUUAGCACUUCAUACGGCGACGAUGAGCAGACAGUGCCUGAGUCUUACGCCAAGCGCGUCUGUGCCGGCAUGGCACAGCUAGGCGCUCGCGGUAUCUCUAUUCUAUUCUCUUCUGGCGACGCCGGUGUUGGUGCUGAUGGCACUUGCUACUCGAACGAUGGCAAGAACACUUCCAUGUUCUUACCUGCAUUCCCUGCCGGAUGCCCAUGGGUAACUGCUGUCGGUGGAACCGAGAACUUCGCACCUGAAGUUGCCGUCAAUAGAUUUGCCUCGGGUGCUGGUUUCAGCAACUACUUCCCGGCACCCAAAUACGGACAGAGCACAUGGAACGCCUACGUAAAGGGCUUGAAUGGUCUUCACGAUGGCCUCUACAACAAGGAAGGACGUGCAUACCCAGACGUCGCAGCUCAAGGUAACCACGAUGCCAUUGCCUGGAACAACACUCUCAGAACAGUUGGUGGCACUUCAGCGUCCAGCCCAACCUUCGCUGCUGUCAUUUCUCUCGUCAAUGAUGCUCUUCUUGCAAAGGGCAAGGCACCCCUCGGUUUCCUCAACCCAUGGAUCUACAGUGGAGGAUACAAGGCUCUCACUGAUGUGACCAACGGCACCAGCUACGGCUGUAACACCACCGGUUUUCCCGCUAAGGCUGGCUGGGACGCCGUCACUGGCUUCGGUACUCCUAACUUCCCUAAGCUCGUUGAGGCUGCGUUUGAGGAGUAUGGUAGUAAGCCAUACUAAUCACUGGAUACCGGCUCAAAGCCAAUGACCUAUUACGAGUAAUGUCUGUAUUUAUAUAGCGGCACGCAGAAAGUCUAAUCAAGCCUGAUACGAACCAU
Messenger RNA from Pseudocercospora fijiensis CIRAD86, 1931 nucleotides. RefSeq lists its product as uncharacterized. The record is from RefSeq and is a predicted model, not a curated record. NCBI's taxonomy places the organism in Eukaryota, Fungi, Ascomycota, Dothideomycetes, Mycosphaerellales, Mycosphaerellaceae. Gene Ontology annotation, biological process: proteolysis. The coding region runs from base 1 to 1833 and encodes 610 amino acids. The transcript has 4 exons. Gene Ontology annotation, molecular function: serine-type endopeptidase activity; tripeptidyl-peptidase activity.